Messenger RNA from Conger conger (European conger), 5002 nucleotides. RefSeq names its product niban apoptosis regulator 1a (gene niban1a). Lineage: Eukaryota; Metazoa; Chordata; Actinopteri; Anguilliformes; Congridae. Bases 159 to 3407 code for a protein of 1082 amino acids. The transcript has 14 exons. The record is from RefSeq and is a predicted model, not a curated record.
AAUGCUGCGCUCUUUCCCCCGCCCGCCAGUAUCGUAUAAGUGACAGCCACAAACAGAGAAGGUGCGACUGUACAGCGGUGAAUCCAAUUCAACAGGAGAACAACACCUGAAGCUCGAAUACCACAGAGGGAAAUCCUUUUCCGAAGAAGUUUUGCAGUAUGGGAAUAUCUUCCUCCAGCCUUCUGGACGAGAGUAAAUCCAACUUCGUCAGAGGUCAUGCAAAUGCAGAGCUGAAGGACUUCAGCACUUACUACAAGCAUCAGUACCUGGUGGCCUUCUUCUCCAAAGUGCAGGAUGAGGUUGAGCAGAAGAAGACGGGCCAGACCCAGCUGCUCAAACAGAGGGAGCCCCCAAAGCCUGCUGAGGUCCUGUAUGAGGAGAACGUGCUGUUUUUUGAUGAUACCAGGAAGUGGAAGGAGCGGCUUGUGGUUGUGCGAGCCAACUACAGUCUGGAAUGUCAUGACAACUACGAGACCUUUGUGAAAGGUGCACAACCACGGUACAAGCUCCUCCCAACAGGGGGCACUGUGCUGACAUCAGAGGAGAAGUACAUGGUCUUGGUGGACAAGUUCUGCCCUGACCUUAACAACGUGAAGGAGGAGUUUGCCCCUCCCAUGGCAACCUUGCCCGGGCAGUUCCCAGUGUACCUGAGGCUCCCAUAUCGGAGGGACUCCUACUUCUGUUUCCGACAAGAGGCCCGUCGGACCCAGUUCAUCUCCGUCCUGACCGACUGCAUCCGACACCAGAACCAAGAUUUCCUAAGGAAGACGGCAUGUGAGGUGCAGGCUUUCCGGAAGGCAAUCCAGUUCUCCAGACAGGAGAAGGGUCUCUAUGAUUCAUGGGAAAUGCUGAUCGGCAGCGACGUGAGGGUCUUGUCCAACCUGGUAAUGGAGAAGCUGUUGCCCACCCUGCAGACUGAAUUGUUGCCUCGUCUGAAGGGAAAGAAGACGGACAGGAAAAAAGCAUGGUUUGCUACGGUGGAGGCCGCCUACAUCCUGGUCCAGGAAGAGCUCCUGGCGGGGCUGACGGCUCUGAAGCAGGAAUGCAGAGUGACGGCCAAGCAGCAGGAGGCCCUGAUCCGCUCCAACAUGGACCAGAUCAUCACCUCGCAGGACUUCCUGGCCGGGAAGCUGAGAGCCAUGGCGACGGAGCCGGCGGCGAAGUUCUGCUCCGAGCACGUGCAGCCGCACCUGGCGCCAGUUCUGGAGGAGCUGAUGGGCCCGGUCAGCGUGGGUUUCCAGGAGACGCGGGCGCUGUGCGAGACGCAGAUGAGCCAGCUCUGCCAGGACUUCCAGGAGAACUGCAGCAUCGAGGAGGUCAAGCUGGCUCUGGGGAAGAUGCGGAAGACCGAUCUCCAGGGCUGCUACGCUAAGGUGGACAUCCUCCAGGGCCAGCUGCAGGAGCUCCACAGCCGCUACGGCUUUUGCAACUGCACGGGCCUGGUGCACAGCACUCAGAUCGACAUGCAGCAGCUGAUGGGGAAUGCAGUGUACACAUUUGAGCAGCUCCUCUUCAAAACCCUGAGAGACAACCCUGAACAGUUAGGCCCUGCCAUGGAAAAGGCAAAGCACAGAGUCCUGAAGCAAUACGACUAUGACAGCAGCACAGUGAGAAAAAGGAUCUUCCAGGAGACCCUGCUGCACAUGACUCUCCCUGCGAUGAAGAAGAACAUGGCUCCCAAAUGCAAACCAGAACUACAGACCUUUGAUCAGUACAUCUUUGCUGAUUAUUCAGAUUUCAUACAAGUGGAAAAUGUGUAUGAUGAAAUUCUGUUGCAGACACUGGAAUGUGACAUCAGCAAAGUGGUGAAUGAGGCUGCCAGUCUGAAGAAACACAACCUAUAUUUGGACGGCACUGACAUGCGCCUUACAAGCCAGUCCAGUCUUGAAUGCCCGACCCCUCCUGGAUCCUCCCCUGUCAGCCCAGCCAAGCGUCCCCACUCACAGACCCCUGACUCCCCGCUCAUAAGAAAUGGCCAGCUAGUGCUUACAGAGCAGAAAGACACAUCCAGUGUAGAUCCAGAGCUGGUGGAGAAUUCAGAAAAGCAUGUCGCAGCUGAGACGGUGAAUGGGGAUGCACCCAGCACUCUUGAAGCUGAGAAGAUUGCAUCUAGCCCAGUUGAACCUGGCAAACCUGAAGCUGAGAUUACAUCUAGCACUGCUGAAGUUGACAAACAGGUCACCCCUAGCACACCUGAAGCUGAAGUGAAUACAUCUAGCCCAGCUGAACCUGACAAACAGGUCACCCCUAGCACACCUGAAGCUGAAGUGAAUACAUCUAGCCCAGCUGAACCUGACAAACAGGUCACCCCUAGCAUACCUGAAGCUGAGACAGUAAUCCUACCUAGCCCACCUAGCGUACCUGAAACUGAGAAGGAGCUCACGCCUAGCACAGCUGAAACUGAGCAGGAGAGCAAACCCACCACAGCUGAAACUGAGCAGGAGAGCAAACCCACCACAGCUGAGGCUGAGAAGGAAAGCGCACCAAGCACUGAUGAAAACGAGGAGGACAGUGUAGCCGGAGAAGAAAAAGAGGACACACUCAGUGGGGCAGUGAUGGAGAAGGACAUGCCUGGUCCAACUGAAGCAGAAGAGGACACACCCAUUGCAGCUGAACCAAAGAAUGAGGACACGAGUGUCACAGCUGAAGCAGAGCGAGAGGACAUACCCAGCGUAUCUGAGAUACCGACAGAGACUGCUGCUUCAGCCACACCAGUGUCCUCACCAAGCCCCAGCCCUGACUCUGCUAGUGAGGAAAGCCCUGAUAUGGAUGGCAUGGUGACUCCCAGUCCCACUACUCCCUUGGCUGAGGCUGGCACAGGCACAGGCAGCCCAUCUAUGGUUGCGAACGACAAGCCUGAAGAAAAUUCUGCAACCGACCCGACGCACCCCCCUGCAGAUGCCGUCACAGACACUGGAGCACCCUCUACGGGUUGUCCUAACACUGAGGGGCCCGAGAUCACAGUAGAAGCCCCGGAUAGCGAUAUUGGAGUAAUGUCUGCUGGGGACACUCACUCCACCGAAGAGGUCACGGAGAGCGACGUUCCUCUGACCUCCGACCCCACGGCAGAGGGAACGGAAGGGGACCCAGAAGCCCUCAACGUUGAGCCUGUUUCGGAGGCUACAGAAUCCGAAAAGCAUGUUGAGCCCGUCCCCACUGCUGAAGAACCAGGAGAGGGCGCUGUAACCCAGGGAGAAGAGCUCGUCGCAGAGACUACGGAGAACGCCCUCCCCACUGCGGCGGUCUCCCCCAGAGUCAGCUCUUCGGCCGAGGCUGAUCCUGCCAAGGAGCCUGAACAGGUGAAGGCCUCGGCCUUGGACUGUGUCAGGGAGAUCCGCGACCUGGUGGUGGAGGUCUUCGAAGUGGAGGAGAUGGUGCAGCGCUACCCGGACAGCGGAAGCUCAUGAUCCCUGCUGCCAAGAAGAUGUAGCACCCGGGAACAGGAACACACAGGGCGCGGAGGCUAGAGUACCAACACGCCUACAAACCUACGCUUAACAGUGGCCUGGCUAACGACAUUCAAAAUGUGCCUUAUUUUGAGGACAUAAGCUCUAAGUCCUGCCAAUCAAAGCGACUAUCAGCAAGGUAGCAAUAAUAAUCCAUCUCCAUUUCUCCUGACAGUGUGGAAGUAAAACCAAAAAGAUUUUCAUCUAGUUUAAGGAUUUAAGUUAUAAUUCCUUUAAUAUUUCAGUUAAUUACUUAAAGGGAUAUUUUUUGGGGUUAAUAUUUUUACAUAUUAUUUCAGUUUCGAUUUAUGCUCUCAAUUGGUCCAGGCAGUAUUUAUGUGCAAUGGCAGAGGUUUUAGAUGCAUAAAAAUGUUUCUGAUGCUGGUAGAGGGUUUAAAAGCUAGAAAAUACAUAAAGUGUGUCCAAAGCAGUGUGAAUGUUUGAAAACACUAAAACUGGAAUAUUUCUUGGAAAAACAAAGGGAAUUAUCCCUUUUAAGUAGAAUAAAAGCAUAAUUUCUUUGUUUCAUGACCAAGUACCAAGUACCAGUUUUAUUCUGGUAGAAAUAGUUGUAUUAUAAAAGUACCUUUUCUUUUUAACAUUUAUCUAAUUUAUAUUAUUCAAAUGAUUUCUUUUCAUGUUGUUAUGUGAUCACUGUAGUGUGAAAAUGGCUUUGAAGUUGAAGAAUUACAAGUUAGGAAACUACUGGAAUGUAUACACUUAACUGAUAUUUACUUUUUUGCAUCAAGACAAAGAAGGCACAACCUGGUUGCGAGUAUGUUGUGAGAUUUCUCUCCUAGAUAUCCUCAUAUGAUCCAAUACAGAAAUUACACACACAUUCAAAGCUGCUUACCAUGAGGAAACUAGGUUUCCCUUCUUCAUGAGAAUCUGUUUAUGCUAACUGGGCAUCUUUCCUUUUUUAAAAUCCAUUGUGUAUUAAAAUCUACGGUUUAAUGCGUUUUAGGUUCUAAGUGCCUCUAUAAAACAGAACUGAGUCCAAAUGUGAGAAUGAUUUUCGAUAUUUUCCUUUUUUGACAAUUUUAUAUUGUGAAGUCUGUCCAAACUAUACAACCAUCCAUGAUUGCCUGAUUGUUGGGUGUAGCUUUAUUUAUUGUUUCCAUUUUCAAUAUAAUCAUACUGAUUUAACACGUAUCCCGUGCUGACGUAUGUGAGGAGAAAGGCAGUGUGUUUGCAUUCCAAAUAGACCCCUUUCUCCCUGUUCCCAUCUGUACGUGACCACUUGGAUUUUAGUGGCCAUGAGUUUACCUGGGCCAUAAAAAGAACUCUUCUGUAGUAGUAAACUAUUAGAGGGAUAUUAUUGUAACAGAACUUUGAUAAUUCAAUUUGGUCCAAAUUAAAGCAGUGCUAACGCUUGUGGUGGCAUACUUUAGUAGUGCAGCUGUGCAAACAGGUUUUUUCUAUGAACAUACACAUUAUCUGGAUAAAGGAUAUAACCCAUUUGUUUUACUGAAAAAUCACAGGUGAGAAUGGAGUAAUUGUACACUGAUAUGUAUAGUGAAAACCAAACUACAGUAAUAAAAAUAAUUCAAUAAGCA